UUGUCCUUAUCAACAACAGAAAAGUGAUGUAAAUGUAAACUGUAGGUCUGCUGAGAACUCAUGGAAUUGUAUACGAGAUAUACCUUGAGUUGUCAGAAUUAGAAAUUCACAGAGUGUGAGAUGGGAAAAUUCCAGAAAUUAACAGAAGCACAGUUGGGGAUGAAUGCUAAACAAUACUUACCAUGUUAAAAAUUUACGAUCCCGAGGCCCGAUCUCCGUUUUUAUUGUUUUGUUUUUCUUCUGAAACAGCUACAUUUGUAAAGUAGAGUUUCUUUGCUUUUAUGCCAAGAUGAUUUACUAAAGUGUGCAAAGAAGCGGGGACAUUUUGUUGUCAAACAGAAUGGCUCGACUGAAUUUGAAACUACUUCUGUUUCUUCUGAUAGCUGUAGUAUCAUGCACAUUGGUUACAUAUAUUUUUACUUGUGGUCAUCCAACAUCCAGCCACACAAGCUUCAUUCAUAGGUUAAAAGAAUCCUCUUCACCAGAAUCCAGAGGAAAGCUAUAUGAAGAACUUGAUUGCUCUAUAAAUGGCAUGUAUCAUAUUUCUUGUCGAAAAGAAGGAAAAGAAGUCUUUGUCCCUUUUUCUUUUCUGGAAAAGUAUUAUGAAGUCUAUGGAAAGUUGGCUAAAAGUAAGGGUCAUGAACAGUUUGAAUGGUCACACUCAUACUCCAAAGUAUUUAAACCAACAACACGCUACAACUCAUCAGGGAUGUUUAUGUAUUUUAGCAACUAUAAUGUAGAAGUGCGAGACCGAGUUAAAUGUAUUUCAGCUACAGAAGGAGUUCCUGUUUCAACACAAUGGGAAGCAAGUGGAUACUAUUAUCCUGUUCAAGUAGCUCAGUAUGGUCUCUCCCACUACAGCAAAAACCUCAGUGACCGCCCUCCCAAAAGAAAAAUUCUAGAAGAUGGAAACUUGGUAACUGCCAAAUGGCAAGUUCCUAAAGGAGCGUCUGUCAAAAGAAAUUAUGAUAAUGAAAAAUUUACUCAUGUACUGGAAUUCAAUAGCUAUGACAGUCCAGGCAUUUCAUUAAAGCUGAGACAAGGAACUGACUUGGUUUUAAGCUUUGAUCUGCGCUUAUUAAGUAUGAAUGGCUCGCUUACUAUUUUCUUGGAAGAUCGGGAUCGAUCAACUAUCUUUCCAGUUUCUUUUGUAUGCUCGCCUGUGCUUAUUCACGUUCUUAACUCAAGUGGAAGUUAUUCCACUAACUAUGGACUGGGUAGUUGCCAAAACUGGAACCAAUUGACCCGCGAUCUGCAUGUUGAUUUGGUGAAGGGUCAUGUGCUUUCAGGAAGAGGCAAGAAAUUAUCAAAAACUAAAUUACGUAUCCAUCACUUGAUAGUUAAAGGUUAUGGACAACUAGAUAAUUUAACCCUGGCUUCAAGCAACCACAUGGGCAUGUUUUAUUCAUCGGCCGAUUGGUUAGUUCGACACCAAGACACCAGUGGCGGAUGGCCUAUUGGAGUCAAAAGGAAGAUAGCAUCAGGAAAAGCAGAUCUGGAUCCUGGUUGGUAUUCUGCUAUGGGACAAGGCCAAGCGAUGUCCCUUUUAAUACGAGCUUAUUAUCGGUCAGGUAAACCACAUUAUUUGGAAGCUGCACUGAAAGGCAUGAAACCGUUCAGUAUAUCAAGUACUGAAGGAGGAGUACGUGCUUACUUCAUGAAUCAGUAUCCCUGGUACGAAGAAUAUCCGACUGUGCCUCCUUCUUUCGUCCUUAACGGAUUUAUCUACUCUUUGAUUGGCCUCUACGAUGUGGUGUCCCUUGCACCGCAAAAUCAAGUGGGCGAUGCUCAGCUUUUGUUUGAUCAAGGAAUGCAUUCACUCAAGAAGCUUCUACCUCUGUUUGACACUGGAUCUGGAACAGUUUACGACCUUAGACACUUUAGUCUUGGUCUUGCACCUAAUAUAGCGCGAUGGGACUACCAUUCAACACACAUCAACCAGUUGCUUCUUCUUAGUACCAUUGACUCGGAUCCAAUUCUUACAAAUGUCGCUGGUAGAUGGAUAAGCUAUAUGUCUGGAAAACGUGCCGCACAUAAUUGAUGGUGAUAUCGCGUUUAAUUUUAAUUAAGAGUGCAGUAAAAUUUGCAUGGUACUUUGAGUCACGCCACACAAGCUACUUGGUUACAAAUUACUUCGUAUAUUUCCCUGAAAUGUCAUUUCCGCAAUCUAGCAAAAUCCUAGAUUUCGUCGUGUACAUUUUCUGCAGUACGCAUCUUGUUUCGUCACGUAAUAUUUUAAUUUAAAGAUGAAUUAAUUUUGAAAAAUUUCGAAUGGUCGACCUCCAUCUUGUACAGUGGUUGCCAUGGCAGGUAUAAUAACAAAAUUUAUGUAAUCUCAGCUAACAACUUUUAAUUUCCAUGGAUUUUGUCUUUAACUGUAAUCCAGCAUCACGCUCUUUGGUUUUAAAUUUUUAUGUACUGUGUUUUUAUUUGACAACAUUUCAUUCAUUCCAAAAUCCUUUUUAUUGCCAAGAAUAGAGUAGCAUGUUGCGCUGAAUAUAUUACAGCCAUGAAAUGAGUGACUGAAACCGUAUACGGAAUCAAUAAAAAAAAUUGGAAAUAUCA
Messenger RNA from Daphnia carinata, 2565 nucleotides. RefSeq names its product D-glucuronyl C5-epimerase B-like (gene Hsepi). Gene Ontology annotation, cellular component: Golgi apparatus. NCBI's taxonomy places the organism in Eukaryota, Metazoa, Arthropoda, Branchiopoda, Diplostraca, Daphniidae. Gene Ontology annotation, molecular function: heparosan-N-sulfate-glucuronate 5-epimerase activity. The record is from RefSeq and is a predicted model, not a curated record. The transcript has 11 exons. The coding region runs from base 341 to 2041 and encodes 566 amino acids. Gene Ontology annotation, biological process: heparan sulfate proteoglycan biosynthetic process.